This is a messenger RNA of Fibroporia radiculosa, 1656 nucleotides long. RefSeq lists its product as uncharacterized. The coding region runs from base 1 to 1656 and encodes 551 amino acids. The record is from RefSeq and is a predicted model, not a curated record. Gene Ontology annotation, biological process: proteolysis. Gene Ontology annotation, molecular function: aspartic-type endopeptidase activity. The transcript has 12 exons. NCBI's taxonomy places the organism in Eukaryota, Fungi, Basidiomycota, Agaricomycetes, Polyporales, Fibroporiaceae.
AUGCGCCUCGUGCUUUUGCUUUCUCUUUCAUCCUUUUUUCUCGUCUCUACCAAUGCUCUGCGCUUUCCUUUGACCCGACGUGCUCCUCCUCCGUCUCCCAGGUCCUCGACCGUCUCUGUCAACCAGAACUACUCGAGCAAUUUCGGCUUUACAGAUGACGAUAUGGUUGGGUACUCCGUGACUAUCUAUGUCCAAGGACAACCAUUCCAGGUCCGCGUGGACACAGGCAGUGCUGAUUUGUGGAUUGAUACGACGAACGUCACUCUGCCGGGCCUCACUGAUACUGGCACUAAUGCUACAAUCAGUUAUGUUGAUACCACCGAGGCGUCGGGUCCGAUUACCCUUGCCAAUGUAACUUUGGGAGACUUCACCGUGACUUCACAAGCACUCAUCAGCGCAUAUGUUGCCAAUGCGUCUGAUCUCGGGUUUUCUACCGGUUUGCUUGGCGUUGGCCCACCUUUUGCGUCUCAAAUUGUUGUUGAACUCGCGGGUACCUCGUUUCAGCGUAGCAGCGCCCCGUUCAUGUCUAAUUUGUUCCACCAAAAUCCGAACGAUGUGCCCUUUGUAACGUUUUUGCUCUCCCGGUCGUUUGAGCUGAUCUCUGAAGGGGGUGCUAUGACAAUCGGGGAACUUGUAGAGGGGUAUACUGACGUUGUCGACCAGCCGAAGCUUCCUGUAAUCUCCAACGCAUCAUGGCAAGUUUUCAUGGACGGUGUCUAUGUAAACGGAGAGCUUUUUACUGGUCAUGGCGUGAGCACUGGCUUGUCUAGUGCGUUUCAGCAGCCUAAAGCUGGCCAGACCACUAUGAUCUUGGACACAGGCUCGACCCUCGGGUCGGCGCCUUCAUACUACGUUGAUGCGAUGUAUAAGAAUGUACCUGGGGCCCAAUGGAGCGAUGAAUGGAUGACCUACCAGGUUUCAUGCGAUACAAAAAUCAACAUUAGUAUGGCGCUUGGUGGUCAAGAGUAUCCCAUGAACCCUAUUGACGCCACAUGGAUCAAUGUCAACGAUGAUGGUAGCUUUGACUGUUUUGGCGCCUUCUCAUACAGCGCCGCCGAUGCGGAUUCGGACUGGAUUCUUGGCGAUACCUUCAUGCACAAUGUUUAUAGUGUUUUCUACUACGGCGGGAAUUUCACCGGUACCGGAAACGCAGACUCAUAUUUGCAGGUUUUAAGCAUUACGAACAAAGACGAAGCAUGGGCCGAAUUUGACUGGCUUAACGUCCAGCGCAUCGUACAGCAAGAGUUGGCUGCCUACAUAGCCACGCCUACCUCUGAAGUCGCAUCACAAACGGCCACAUAUGCUCUUACUUCUGUACCUUCGACAUCAACGCCCCAGACGACGAGCACUGCCGCGACGAACAAGGAUUCCGAAGCCCUCGCAGCAGACGUCGCGGGCACGCCCUCAGCAUCCACGGCGCCGCUGUCGGACGACUGGAGUGAGCUUCUGCGCAACUCGUACAUCAUCAUCGGACUCCUGGGUGCUGUGCUGCUGCUCUUGGUCGGUGUCUUGAUCAAGCUCGUCUUAUCGGCGAGGAACGGCCGGUAUAAGCAAGUGCCCACGGUUGUCCCGCCCAUGCACUUCGAAAAGCCAUACGAGCCCGAGAGCGAGGCGUUCACAACCCCGUAUGACGACCUUGCGCGGCCACUGCCAUAA